AUAAACAAAAGCUUAAUCUUCAAUUCUCUCUCUUCCCGUUAUUGGUUCUUUGCUUCUCUUUCUAAAUGAUAGAUACAGUAAUGUAGGGGAGUGAAAUUCAAUUCUCAUAGAUCGAACCCCUUUUGUUUGCUUUGUCUUCAAGUCUCGUCGAGUUUUCUCCCUCACUUUCUCGAGAAAAAAAGAAAGAAAAGAAAGCAUGGAAUUGCCAGAAAACGAGUCAGCUUUUUUCUUUUGAGGCAAAAGUUGAGGGACCGGACUAAACAAGGCGCUGGUAAAGCGGGACUGCUUUCAGGUAGAAAAAUUUGAGGGAUAUCUUCGUCUAUGUCCGGUGGUCCGAGAUUGAGGUCGAUGAGUGUGGCGGAUUCCGAGUCAAGGCCCGUACUGGUACCUGCAGGGAACAAGGCAGGUUCACUGAGUGCAAGAAAACCAGUUUCAAAGCCUUUGAGAAAGGUUGAAAAGACUCCGGUUGAGGUCGAGAAAAAAGCCCUUCCAUCAUCUACUAUUAGUCCACUUUCUCCAAAGACGCAUUCCGCUAGCGUUUCUUCCAUGCUUCGUCGGCAUGAACAGUUAUUACAUUCUAAUUUGUCACUAAAUGCUUCGUGUUCAUCGGAUGCUUCCACGGAUUCAUUUCAUAGUAGAGAAUCCACUGGCAGGUUAAUCCGGUCAUAUAGUGUAGGAAGUAGGAGGAAGACGUACGCAUCGAAGCCUAGAAGUGUUGCUUCCGACGGUGGUUUGGAUUCACCGCCCGGUUAUUCACAUCAAAAGAAGAGAUGUGCUUGGGUGACACCAAAUACAGAUCCGAGUUAUGCUGCCUUGCACGAUGAAGAGUGGGGAGUUCCUGUACACGACGACAAGAAAUUGUUUGAGCUGCUAGUACUUUCGGGUGCAUUGUCCGAACUUACUUGGCCUGCUAUCCUAAGCAAAAGACAUAUAUUUAGAGAAGUUUUUAUGGAGUUCGAUCCUGUUGCCGUGUCAAAGCUAAAUGAGAAGAAGCUAGUAGCACCUGGUAGCUUGGCGAGUUCGUUGUUAUCAGAACUAAAGCUGCGGGCUAUCGUCGAGAAUGCACGCCAAAUGUCUAUGGUUAUAAAUGAGUUCGGGUCGUUCAACGAGUAUAUUUGGAGUUUCGUGAACCACAAGCCUAUCGUUAACAGAUUCAGGUAUCCUCGCCAGGUUCCGGUUAAAACUCCGAAAGCAGAUGUCAUAAGCAAAGAUCUAGUAAGAAGGGGUUUCCGGAGCGUGGGGCAGACUGUAAUCUACUCGUUCAUGCAAGUGGCCGGAAUAACAAACGACCAUCUCGCGAGUUGUUUCAGGUUCCAGGAGUGUAUAACUGCAGCAGAAGGAAAAGAAGAGAACGGGAUCAAAGAUGUGCCCGAAGAGAAAAAAGUCGAUAAUGGGAUCGUAUCGGAAUUGUCGAUAGCUUUCGACGGAUUGAGUUUCGCCUCGGAGUGAUGUUCGGUCCAGGUUCAAUCAUCAGUUUUUACCACGUUGACUGAUAACACUACUCUUCACUCUUUGGUUAGUAAUGAAAGAUGGUUUUUUUGUGUAUAAAAAUUUCAAUGAAUACUCGUGCAUUUAUGGAUUUAUCUAUAUUGUAGAUUCCUAAAGAGUAAAUUAAAAUAUAACUGGUGAAAUCAUGAAUGUGUGCAGUCAUUGAU
Molecule: messenger RNA, 1655 nt
Organism: Hibiscus syriacus
Lineage: Eukaryota; Viridiplantae; Streptophyta; Magnoliopsida; Malvales; Malvaceae
Exons: 6
Coding region: 322-1449 (375 amino acids)
Biological process (GO): base-excision repair
Molecular function (GO): DNA-3-methyladenine glycosylase activity
Source: RefSeq, a predicted model, not a curated record